This is a messenger RNA of Micromonas pusilla CCMP1545, 793 nucleotides long. RefSeq lists its product as uncharacterized. The transcript is spliced from 2 exons. Lineage: Eukaryota; Viridiplantae; Chlorophyta; Mamiellophyceae; Mamiellales; Mamiellaceae. The record is from RefSeq and is a predicted model, not a curated record. The coding region runs from base 26 to 793 and encodes 255 amino acids.
CGCGCGCGCGCCCCCCACGGCGACGAUGCCGGCCUCCUUCCUUCGACGCGCGGCGCUCCUGGCUUCGCGCGACGCGACGACGCUCGCGCGGAGCGCGACGAGCGCGUCCUCCGUCGCGUCCGCGUCCGCGCCGCGCCUCCGCCGCGCGCCGCGUCUCUCGCGCGCGACGUCGUCGACCACGACCUCGACCUCGGCGUCGUCGUCGUCGACGACCGCGGUCGACGCGACGUCGCCGCUGCCGCCGCCGCUGUACACGCGCACGCACGAGAUCUUGCGCCCGGAGUCGGUCUCGUCGGACGGCUCAGAGAUCACGAUGACCGUCGGCCUGACCGAGCACGCGUUCGACAUCAUCGGCGACGUGCGAGCGGUCGAGGCGGUGGACGCGGAGGAGGCGGACGGAUGGCGUCGUCGUCGUCAUCAUCACCAUCACGCGGCGGCGGCGGCGGCGGCGGCGGGUCCGUCCUCCACGCUCCUCGCGCGGCUGCACUGGGAAGGAUUCAAACGCACGGCGUCGGACGAGCUGUACCACGCGUCGUGGGCGAACGUCUCGGACGUGCGCGACGUCGCCGUGCCGUUCCCGGCGACGCUCGUGGGACUCAACGCGGCGGCGGUGGGCGAGCCGUACAAGACGAUCUCCUCAGCGGAGAGCGGCUGGGUCGCGCGCGUGACGGCGUCGAGAGACGCGAUGCGACGCGCGGGGAGCGACGCGCUGAUGAGCGCGCGGGCGUACGAGGAGAUGGUCGAGGAGCAGCUCGUGGAGGACGAGGCGGAGGCGAGCCGGUCGUAUCCGUGA